Molecule: messenger RNA, 3202 nt
Organism: Malaya genurostris
Lineage: Eukaryota; Metazoa; Arthropoda; Insecta; Diptera; Culicidae
Product: zinc finger protein 721-like
Exons: 2
Coding region: 707-2905 (732 amino acids)
Source: RefSeq, a predicted model, not a curated record
CGAAAAUAACAAAUGCUGGAGUUUAAAUGGUGAACUGAUCCCCGUAAAAUACUGGCGCCUCCGGGAUGCCAACACGUUCGCCGAGAUUCGUCGCAUUUUGGAACGCAAUAGCAAGCAUUUAGGAGGCACGAAACACCGAUCAGCAACUACGAUUCAUCGGACUCUCAGGAACGGGACAACGUACUUUCACCUAAUUACAGUGUCAAGUGUAGAAACAAUAACGCCAACCCUGGACCAACUUUGUGGCAAAAUGCUUCACACAGAUCGGGUCAGCUAAGCCACAAACAAGUUGAUGGCAAUGUGUUCGGUUGGGUUCAACAGAGUGCUCAGGACAGUUGCGUUACUAGUGCCAAAGAAUGUUUAGCGAGCUUUAAUGAAAUUGAAAGUUGUUAGUGUAAUGAUAGUGUCAAGUAUCAUUUAGACUGUUUGAGUGCGUGUGUGUAUGCUCGCCAUCGGGUGGAAUCUCUUUCGGAGGAAGGGGAAGAGGCUCAUGUGCAGUUGGUGCCAAAUCCAAUUGUCAUACGGGGAGCAGGCAAUAUGACAGUUUUCGGUUUGAGCAACCGGUUCAACGUGCAAUUCCCCGCCGGUCUGGUUUCGCGCGUCGCCCCGGAGGAAUUCAAGACGGCCAGGAGGGCAGCGAGCUUUGGCAACCUGACGACAACAUAAAUGUGAUAACAAACCUGACCAUGCACCGGAUGUGGUAACAAUGAAAGAGGAACCAUCAAAUAACUCGAAAGAGCCAUUCACUGUAACAACCGAUCCACCAAAGCAACAAGAAUGUCCAAUCGAUGACAAACAAUCCGCUAUGCUUCGUUGCGACAUUUGCGAUAAAACAUUUGAACAUAAAUACAGGCUAAUUAACCACAUGAACAUUCAUACUUCUACCAAACCAUACACAUGCGAUAUAUGUGGGAAAGGAUUCCACCAUAAGCAGUCAUUGAAGCUCCAUACACUCAUUCAUACCGGUGAACGGUCGUAUAAAUGCACUGUAUGCGAAAAAGGAUUUUUUGCUAAAACUACUCUCACCCAUCACAUGAAUGUACACACAGGCGAGCGGCCGUAUAAAUGCAAUGUUUGCGGAAAAGAUUUCGCCGAUAGUUCUAAUCUAUCUAAACAUGUGUCUAUUCACGAAAGCGAGUACCGGUAUAAGUGUGACGUGUGUGGCAAAGGAUUCCAUCAUAGUUUCAGAUUCAAGAGCCAUAAAAGCAUUCAUGCAGGCGUAGUGUACAGUUGUACCGUAUGCGAGAAAAAGUUUACCAUCAAAUCUAACCUAUCGAAACACAUGUAUAUCCACAAGGAUGACUACAAAUGUGAUGUGUGCGGUAGAAGAUUCACAAGCAGAUCUCUUCUGGAAAAUCACAAGUUCACUCAUUCUGGGGAGCAUCCUUACAAAUGCACUGUUUGCGGAAAGAUUUUAUCCACCAACUCUAACCUAAAAAAGCAUCUGUCAAUACAUAAUGGUGAUUACCGUCAUAAGUGUGAGGUGUGUGGCAAAGGAUUCAUAGUCAAAUCACACCUGAAAGCCCACCAAAUCUAUCACACCGGUGAACGGCCGUAUCGAUGCACUAUAUGCGAGAAAAAUUUUACCAGUAGCUCUAACCUAACGACCCACAUGUACACUCACACGGGUGAAUACCGGCACAAGUGUCAGUUGUGCGGCAAAGGAUGCACGAACAAAUUUCAACUGCAAGCGCACGAACGAAGACAUUCGGGUUAUCAGUGCACCGUGUGUGAAAAACGGUAUACUAGUUUAGCCUAUUUCAAACUGCACAUGCGCCUUCACGAUGUCGGUGGCUUUAAAUGUAACAUAUGUGACAGAAAUUUCAAAACCAAACGUAAUCUUACUAUACACACGCGGAAACAUACGGGCGAGCGAAAAUACAAGUGCGAUGUGUGUGACAAAAUGUUUGAUUACCGCUCCCAAUUUACGGUACACGAACGCGUUCAUACCGAAGAGCGCCCCUUCAAGUGUAGCAUAUGUGAUAGAACCUUCCGAAGCAAUACCAAUCUGACCAAACAUAUGUUCCUUCACACCGAUGAGCGGCCCUACAGUUAUAAGUGUGAAGUGUGUGGCAAAGGUUUCUAUCAUCGUUCAGCCUUUAUGAACCACGCUCGCAUUCACACGGGCGAAGUUUAUAAAUGUUCCAUAUGCGAAAAGGUGCUCGCCAGUCACCCGAGCCUUACGCAGCACAUGUUAAUUCAUAAGGAUGAUUACCAGCAUAAGUGUGAUGUAUGCGGCAAAGGAUUCAGAAUCAAAUCACGCUUGAGGGAACAUCAAAACAUCCACACGGGACAACGUCCUUACAAAUGUUCCGUGUGCGGAAGGGGGUUUCUUUCCAACUCGGUCCUAACCAAUCACAUGGCCAUUCACACGGGUGACUAUCGUUAUAAGUGUGAGGUGUGUGGCAAAGGCUAUCAUAAUCAUUUGAAGUUUAAGAAUCACCAACGCUUCCAUACGGACAAGAAGUAUAAAUGUUCUAUAUGCGAAAUGGUUCUACCCACCGAUACCAGUCUAUCCAAUCACAUGACUAGUCACACUGGUUAUGUUCGGUAUGAGUGCGAUGUUUGUGGCAAAGGAUUCAGUGUACUUUCACACUUGAACAGACACAAAUACACGCACGCGAGUGAGAGACCGUUCAAGUGCGUCGUAUGCGACAAAGAUUUUAAACUCGAAACAACUCUUGCCAGCCAUAUGCGUGUUCAUUCGAACGAGCGGCCACAUAAAUGCACUGCGUGUGAAAAAAGUUUCCACACUAACUAUGGUCUCAAAUCGCACAUGUUGAUUCACACGGGUGACAGUCGGCAUGAGUGUGAUGUGUGUGGCAAAAAAUUCACCAGGAAUUAUUGCUUGAAGUUACACAAACGCAUUCAUACAACGGAGUCAGCAUCAGAUUGCGCCGUGUGAAAGAGCAGCCACAUGUGCUUCGUGCUGCGUCGUAACUCAAGAACCCUAGAACUCGACUGGCUAUUGUAGCAGUCAGUAGGCUUGCUACUACUUAAUAUAGUAUGGACAUGUACGACUGAAAAUGGAUUAGUGAGAAGAAUGAAAAAGAAAUUUAAAAAUAUACAAUCAGUGCUCAUCAUUCAUGAAUAAACGGUGAAGUAGAGUUAGAGUUAUUGUUUCUAAUAAUGUGUAUUCCAUGAGCUAAACAUGAUGGAAAGAUCAUGUGCUAAAUCCAGCAAACGUGUAAAAUAAUCUUUA